UUUACUAUAAAAACCCACGUACUGUCUCUUCAAAAAUAUCAUCACAGUCAAAUUUACUCCUAUAAACUGCCAUUAAAGAAUUACAUAAUACCAGAGAAAAAAGAGAAGGAUGGGUUUGGGAAAUGCCAGAGCCCUUGUGUUUCUUGUAGCCAUGUCCAUGUUUGGCAUUGGAAUGGCCAACAAGAAUUUCAGUGGAGAUUGGAAUUACACUACAGGUUGGCCUUAUGGACACUGGAAUCCAACUCAAUCUUCGAAAAGAAUAAUUGUUGGUGGCUCUGAGAAUUGGCGUUUUGGGUUUAAUUAUACUGAUUGGGCUAUCAGAAAUGGCCCCUUUUUCAUAAACGACAAGCUCGUAUUCAAGUUUGAUCCUCCGAACGACACCACACACCCUCACAGUGUAUAUCUGCUGUCAAAUUUCUGGAGUUUCCAGAACUGUGAUUUUAGAAGAGCAAAGGUGAUUGCACAAGUGACACAAGGAGGAGGAGAAGGAUUUGAAUUUGUGCUUAAGAGAUGGCAGCCUUAUUAUUUUGCAUGUGGCGAACGCAAGGGGCUUCAUUGCAACAAUGGGAUGAUGAAAUUUGCCGUUUGGCCAUUGUUCCGUUGGUAUUAGCGGCUCAAAAUUGUAUGCACACAUACAAAAAAUUUUCUUGAAACUUUGUAUUGCUAGACUUUAAUAAUCAACCUUUAUGAAUCUAUAUACAUUGAAACCUUUUCUUUA
Olea europaea var. sylvestris is the source of this 718-nucleotide messenger RNA. RefSeq lists its product as uncharacterized. The coding region runs from base 110 to 610 and encodes 166 amino acids. Gene Ontology annotation, molecular function: electron transfer activity. The record is from RefSeq and is a predicted model, not a curated record. Lineage: Eukaryota; Viridiplantae; Streptophyta; Magnoliopsida; Lamiales; Oleaceae. The transcript has 2 exons.